Vombatus ursinus (common wombat) is the source of this 871-nucleotide messenger RNA. RefSeq names its product C-C motif chemokine 8-like. The record is from RefSeq and is a predicted model, not a curated record. Gene Ontology annotation, molecular function: chemokine activity; CCR chemokine receptor binding. NCBI's taxonomy places the organism in Eukaryota, Metazoa, Chordata, Mammalia, Diprotodontia, Vombatidae. Gene Ontology annotation, biological process: lymphocyte chemotaxis; cellular response to interleukin-1; neutrophil chemotaxis. The coding region runs from base 70 to 507 and encodes 145 amino acids. Gene Ontology annotation, cellular component: extracellular region. The transcript is spliced from 3 exons.
AAGAUGACCCCCCCCCAUCCCUCCAGAGCCCUUUCCUUCUCCCUUUAAAACGGAGGAAAAGAGAGCCGAAUGAUCAGUAAGGCAGACAGAACCUUAGAAGCUACUGAACAUCAUCCCAAAGCCUGCUUCUUUCCUUGCGCUGCCAUGAAGAUCUUUGGAGCUGUUCUGCCCAUGGUCCUCCUCACUGCUUAUUUCAUCUGUCAGGUCUAUGCCACACCAGAUGGCGUCUAUACUCCAGAAAAAUGCUGCUUUGAAUAUACCAACAAGAAGAUCCCCUUGAAACUCCUGGUCAGCUAUAAGAACACCAGCAGCAUGUGCUCCAAAGAAGCAGUGAUCUUUGUGACCAAACGUGGCCUCAGCCUUUGUGCUAAUCCAAAGGAUCAGUGGGUCGAGGAUCUUAUGAAGAACCUAGACAAUAUGAAAGCCAAGAACAUGAAGCCCAUGAAGGCCCUAACCACUUCUUCUUACCCCAAUGUGACCUCUUACCCCAAUGUGACCUCACACUAAAGCAGGAGUAAAGAAUAAUUUAUUUCCAUCCAGUUUUCCACAGCUGCUCCCUGAGACAUUUAUUAUAAUUUAAAUGUUUACUCUUAUUAUUGCUGUUUAAUUUAAUGUGCCAUAAAUAUUUGUGCCUUUAUUUUUAUUUAUUUUUCUUUGUAACCAACCUUUGGGCAAGUCAUUUAACCUCAGUGGGCCUUAGCUGACUCAUUUCAAAAUGGGGGAAAUUCUUCUCCUCCCUACCUCAAGGGAAAAUGACAAGAAUUUGUUUGAAUAAUGAUUAAAUUGUCUGGAAAGAUGUUACUAUGGAAAAGGAGAUUACAAUAUGGUGAUAAAAUUGCCAUAAAAAUAAAGUUUCAUUUGUAAAACCUGG